Messenger RNA from Paralichthys olivaceus (Japanese flounder), 3673 nucleotides. It is a transcript of the gene unc119a2, whose product is annotated as unc-119 lipid binding chaperone a2. The record is from RefSeq and is a predicted model, not a curated record. Gene Ontology annotation, biological process: positive regulation of protein tyrosine kinase activity; negative regulation of caveolin-mediated endocytosis; mitotic cytokinesis. Gene Ontology annotation, cellular component: spindle pole; spindle midzone; centrosome. NCBI's taxonomy places the organism in Eukaryota, Metazoa, Chordata, Actinopteri, Pleuronectiformes, Paralichthyidae. Gene Ontology annotation, molecular function: lipid binding.
AUCAUAGGGAGAGAGAGGGGGGAGGAGGAGCGGAGAAUGAGCUAUUCUUGCACCAGCAGGGGCAACAGCCAGGACCCAUCGAGCGCCAAGAAGCCUGCCGCUGAUAAUCCGGCCAGAGACGCCGGCGGAGACACGGACAGCGGCGGCGACGGCAGCCCGAGGUGCACGGCGGCGAUGAGGGUGAAGAAGGGAUGCAACUCGACCGACGUGGGGGUCCCGAUGACCACGGAGGAGGACCUGCUGGCCAGCGCGGUGAUCACCCCGGAGGAUGUGCUGGGUCUGCAGAGGAUCACAGAGAAUUAUCUGUGCAGCCCGGACGAGAACAUCUACAACAUCGACUUCACCAGGUUCAAGAUCAGAGACAUAGAGACGAGCACGGUGCUGUUUGAAAUCACCAAACCUCCCACAGAUAAAUCGGGGGAGAAGAGAGAUAUCGACCCAAACGCCGGCCGGUUUGUCCGUUACCAGUUCACACCGGCUUUCCUCCGGCUGCGGCAAGUUGGAGCCACCGUUGAGUUCACGGUUGGAGACUUGCCUAUAGAAAACUUCAGGAUGAUCGAGAGGCAUUAUUUCAGAGAGAAGUUGCUCAAGAGCUUUGACUUUGAGUUUGGCUUCUGCAUGCCGAGCAGCAAGAACACCUGUGAACACAUCUACGAAUUCCCUCCUCUGUCUGAGGACAUCAUCAGGGAGAUGAUCCUGCACCCGUACGAGACGCAGUCCGACAGCUUCUACUUUGUGGACAAUAAGCUGGUGAUGCACAACAAGGCAGACUAUUCUUACAACGGUGGGACGUAAAGGGGACACACACACCGACGCGAGACAGGUGGACACGCAGACUGUCGUGAGAGAGGAUCAGAGUGAACUGGCAGGACUGUCACUCCAGUCGUCUUUCUUGCUCCUUCUCUGUCUCCCUCUGAGAGAAUUCAACAGAGGGAACACCCAUUCAAAUGUGUGUGUGUGUGUGUGUGUGUGUGUGUGUGUGUUUCUGUACUUUGUAUGAUCGUCUGUACUGUAGCGCUGAGUCGAUUUCUGGUUGAUUCUCUAUCCACUGUCUAUUAUCAGUUUUUGACCAUAUUGGAAUCCUCGUGUUCCAAGUAGGAACAUCUGCUGGAUCAAGUGCGACACCUGAUGGUUAAAGUCGUUAUACCAGUCUGGUGCGAAUUUGGCUUAGUGUCAAAUUGGUUUGUUUGAUUUUUACCCAACCCUACUGCACAGUGUGUGUGUGUGUUUGUGUGUGUGUGUGUGUGUGUUUGAAGUAUGAAUACUGUGUGUGGUAGAAAUAUAUGAAUUUAAACGUCAGCUGUGUGGUCAUCAGGUUUAAAAAAGGUCUAAAUAGAUUUCCAGUAGGUGUUGGCACAUUUUCUUCAGUAGACAGUAGUUAGCUAUUAAUUAAUGUUUCCUUUUUAAGUCUGUUCCUUAUUUCUUAUUUCCUGGAGUCACGGGACCCGUGUUGACCAUUUGGGUACCCACUAUUUGUUUUUACUGUCACUGUUCAAAGCACAACAACUCCCAGAGCCGACACAUGUUUUUUGCGUAGUUUCUGCCUCUGAUAAGUCACAAGCUCAUAAUUUUUGUUCGGAAUACUGAAGUGUUUUGAUCUGCUGUUAUCUGAGGCCAUUUAUUUAUUAUCACCAAUACAUCACACAGUAAAUCAGCAACCAAACUACCAAACCCAUUGCACCAACAUUGCAAAUCAUUAAUCAGAAAUUACUUGAAUGCACCUGUUUGAGUUAUUCAUUGGUUCCAAGUUGAUGAAAUCUAAAUCUUUGGAGACAUAAUAGCAGCAAAAAGUAAUGAAACAGGCCGGAGGGAACUCAGGUUGGAUCGGAUCGACUUGAAUGUCAUGUACAGCAGAUGUAUUUAUGACCGUCUUUGACUCUUGUACAAAUUAUUUUGAGCCAAGGUAAAGUUUACGACAAAUCUAACGUUGUUGAGAUGAAAAAAUAAAUAAAUAAAGAUUUAUGGGACUUUUUUGAAAUAUCUCGUUGUCUGAUUGUCAAAAUGUGGAUGUGAAGAGAUUGAAGACCUGUUGUUGACAUGAUGAUGCUUUAUUCUCACAAAAGAAAUGUUUCAGGUCAACAAAAAGUGGAAAUAAAAGCACUGCUGAGACGCUGUCCCUCCACAUAUUCAGUUUAUUACAUUCACCUGGGAUGAAUCACAAUAGAAACUGUCUCCGUCACCAUCGUAACCUACUGGCAAGCUUUUUAUCUCCAAGUUGUCCUUCAACCACCUUCCUGCUAUUGAUUUGCGCACUUCACUUCCUCAUUGCUCAAAAACACUUCAAUCAGUGUCACCCCGGCUUUGGGUGCAAGUCCAGAUAACAACUGAAGAGGCCCUGUUAAGGGAAUAAGUCAACACCACAGUCAAGGCCCAACAGUUUCUUUAACAUUAAGUCAAGCUACAUCAAAUCGCACACACUCAUGGACAUCGUUUCCCUAAAUUUUGAUUGUUCUUUAAUCACUAUCCGUGAAUAAGUCCCAAGGAAAUUAAAGAAAAUGUCAAAAUAUACAAUGUUAAAGUAGAAAAAGAAUCCUGAAUGUGACCCCAAAUUGAAUGGCUUCUUUCUUGCCUUUGUCCAAUCCUUCCACCAAGUUUGUGGAAAUCCAUUGAGUAAUCAUUGCGUAAUCCAGUUGACAGACAAACCAGCAUAUGUACAGGAGUGAAAACUGAUUGGCAGAGGUAAUAAAUCUCAAUAGCUCAGUUUUAUAUCUUGUUUUCUAUCUGUACAAAAAUGUGUUCAUCAGCCAACACUUGGACAAGAAAGAGUGUGUUUUCCAAAAAUGUCAAACUCUUCCUUUAAUGCCUUCUAUAAUACACAAAUAAAUACACAACUAAAUCUGCCACUUUGAUUUUUACAAAAACACAAGUGCAGAAAUAUAAAGACACAGUGUGACCAAAACACUACAGUGAAAAAAUAACACAUGCAAAAAAAAAGUGACCACAGUAUUCAUUUAAAUCACUGACAUAGUUCAGUUUUAACUCAAUUACGUGAUGUCUGUGAACACAGUACUAUCACGUUAUGGUAAAUAAUCAGUAAAACAAACAAAGUUUACUUCAGUUUCACAUGAUCUGUCAAUGAUGAACAUGUCGAUGAGAUUACGUCCCAGUCACUGGAUUCACACGAGGAAGUGUUGGACACCAAAUGGAGUUUAUCUCAGUCUGGGUGUAAAUUCAUCUGGUUUUACUGUAACAGGGUGAUGUGUGAAUGGAACGCUACAGAUAAUGUAGGUCUUAGUCAUCGUACUUUCCCCAGCACUUUUUCUUGAGCCAGCUAUCUUCCCUUCUCAAUUUAAAUAAACGUUACAGCUACAGCUCUUAAGAUUAAGUCCUGAAAACCUUAAUUUCUCUCCAGCUUCUCUGCGAACACAUGAAUCCUACAACCCAUAUUAUUGUUUUUGGCUGACUUUAGGUUAUUUUACUGGGGCAGCUGUGGUUCAGGAGAUCGAGCGGGUCAUCCACUAACCAGAGGGUUAUUGGUUCCAGAGGAUUAAAGUGUCCUUGGGCUAGAUAACAAACCCCAAAUUCCCCCCUGACGGAUGGAUGGCAAAACUGUGCUUUGAGUGAUCAUCAACAAGUUUCAUAUAAAUACAGACCAUUUGCCAUUUAUUUCAAAUUUGUGUAAUCCUGAGAUAUUUAGAUUAUUAACCUCUUGAUUUAAAAAAUGUACAGUUAC